AUGGGCCAGGGUCAGCUUGAUUUGCUCUUCCGUAAACUCAACAGUCUGGAGAAUCAAUUGACAGACUUGAAGCGAGAAAUCCGCCGGAAUAAUGGCGAUCCGCACAAUGGAGCUAAUGGCAGUGACGAUGCUACCAGCAGUGAUGGCAAUCGGACGAGAGAUCAUACUGCUGUCCACGGCUUGCAUACCAAAAAUGACUCGGGCGAGAUAGUACACCUCGGUGGCGGCUCGGUCCCAGCAAUGCUUUACGCGCUCAGCCAAGGCCAAACCCCCAAUCAUGCAGAACAACAACAGCUGCAAGAAUUCCUUGGAAAGUCGGUUCUGCCAAUGUUUGGACUCGACAAUGAGUCUGCCACAUAUCCUUUCGUUGAUCUGUGGGGGCUGCCACACGGAUCUUUACAGAGAGCCCGCGAGUUGGCGAAAGCUUUACCAAGCGAUAGCCAGAUGCUGAGUCUGUUCGCAAGCUAUCGCGACCUGGGCUACAUCAUCUAUCCAGGCAUUGCAGAUCUCAAACUACUCGAACAGGAUCUCACAGGCUUCUUAGUCACACGCGCGUCUUAUAAUAAUCCAGAUGAUGGCGUAACUGAACACUCCUUGUUCGGCAGAAGCUUCUACUGGUUAGGCAUGCUCUUCGCAGUUCUUGCAAGCGGAGCUCAAUGCAGUGCACGAACGCGGAAAGAGCGAGAACUUACCUCGCAAGUAUACGUGUGCUGUUCUUUCGAAUCUCUGCGAUUCUGUAACUUCCUGUCACAGCCGCACAUUGAGAGCAUACAAGCACUCAUCAUCAUCGGCAAUGUCAUGACGAAUAACAUGAAUGCUGGCACGGCCUGGUCGGUCCUUGGAUUGACUAUCAGACUCGCCCAAGGGCUAGGCCUGCACCAAGCAUGCCCGCCCGCGGUCCCAACCGAUGUCGUCUUUCCACGAUCGAAAGUGUGGUGGGCUAUCGUGUGGCAAGACAGUCUACUUUCCAUCACAUAUGACCGCAACGCUUCGCUGGACGUUGGCAGCCAGCCGAUGCCACAGCAUUUUGGUAUUCAUGUGGCGCGGAUCAAUCAACAUCGCGAAGAGAUCGCGAACAUUAUGCGCGACGCUGCCGAGCAUCUUCGCGAUUCGAGGAAAUGUACGUCCAGUCGAGAGACACUUGAACACUGGGCGCUGUACCUGCACACAAGCUACGCCAUGUCAGAGCUUUGCCGGCCGGCCAUAAGUCCAAGGACUUCAAGCGAGCUUGUCAAAGGUUUCAAGUCGGUGUGCGUUGAGAACCUCGUCAACACAAUCGAAGCCUUUCUCGGCCUCAACAACAUCACAUUCUUCGCGCGACAAUCAUGGGCUGCCGUGCACCGAGCACUCAGCUCUGCACUCCUCCUCGGGAUUCUUGGAGAACACAGAGUCAACGAGCGUGCUCGUAAGCUGAUUGGUCGUUUCAUCACUCUUAUGAGUGACAUCACUUCCACAGUGGAUCCUACCGAAGCCUCAGCACCGGUCCAACGAGGUAUUACUGCUCUUCGCAAGCUCAACAUCGAGGAAGCUAGAAGCUCAUUCAACGAGCUCACACCUACCGAUGGAGGCGCAACUGUUGCACCCGUGGACAAUGACGGAACGCUGAAGAUUGAUCACAGCCAGAUCUUCACUCCGGCCAACUCAGAUACUACCGUAACGGCCGAAGAAGAGAAUUCGCCGUAUUCGAUUCUGAAUACGAUUUUAUGGGGAAAUGUCAGUGGAGGCAUCGGCGGAAAUACGUCUGACGCGCAGCCUAUGUAA
Messenger RNA from Pseudocercospora fijiensis CIRAD86, 1761 nucleotides. RefSeq lists its product as uncharacterized. The record is from RefSeq and is a predicted model, not a curated record. The coding region runs from base 1 to 1761 and encodes 586 amino acids. NCBI's taxonomy places the organism in Eukaryota, Fungi, Ascomycota, Dothideomycetes, Mycosphaerellales, Mycosphaerellaceae. The transcript is spliced from 4 exons. Gene Ontology annotation, molecular function: zinc ion binding; carboxy-lyase activity; DNA binding. Gene Ontology annotation, biological process: DNA-templated transcription.